Molecule: messenger RNA, 567 nt
Organism: Calidris pugnax (ruff)
Lineage: Eukaryota; Metazoa; Chordata; Aves; Charadriiformes; Scolopacidae
Gene: SHD
Product: Src homology 2 domain containing transforming protein D
Exons: 4
Coding region: 1-567 (188 amino acids)
Molecular function (GO): phosphotyrosine residue binding
Source: RefSeq, a predicted model, not a curated record
AUGGCUUCCUCAGAGGAGGCACCCGUGGGGGUCCCGGGUCCUCCCACCCCUCCUGGCCCCCGCUGCCUCUCCCAGCCCUGCCUGUCCCCAGGGUGCCCGCGGCAGGGCGAGGGACGGCGGGCAAAGCCACGGAGGGGACCCCAACUCUACGACACCCCCUACGAGGAGUGGGAGACAGCUGGGGAGGGCCCAGGGGUGCCCCCCACCCGGGAAAGCCGCCUGCCCCGCGACGACGAGCGCCCGGCCGACGAGUACGACCAGCCCUGGGAGUGGAAGAAGGAUCACAUCUCGCGGGCGUUCGCAGUGCAGUUUGAGAGCCCCGAGCGCUCCCCCAGCCUCUCCCGGCAGCUGCCGCGGCCCCCCCGGACCCCCACAGGCACCCGACCGAGCUGUCCCCCCAGCCCCCGGCACGUGGACACCUCGCUGCCCCUGGAGAAGCAGGCGUGGUACCACGGCCCCAUCGGGCGGGCGGGCGCCGAGACACUGCUGGCGCUGUGCCGUGAGGGCAGCUUCCUGGUGCGGGACUGCGAGACCAGCCCUGACGACUACUCGCUCUCACUCAGGUGA